This is a messenger RNA of Penicillium hordei, 837 nucleotides long. RefSeq lists its product as uncharacterized. Bases 1 to 837 code for a protein of 278 amino acids. Gene Ontology annotation, cellular component: cytoplasm. Gene Ontology annotation, biological process: intracellular signal transduction; protein phosphorylation. The record is from RefSeq and is a predicted model, not a curated record. The transcript has 2 exons. NCBI's taxonomy places the organism in Eukaryota, Fungi, Ascomycota, Eurotiomycetes, Eurotiales, Aspergillaceae. Gene Ontology annotation, molecular function: ATP binding; protein serine/threonine kinase activity.
AUGGGCUUCCACUAUGCGGAUGCUCUCGAGGAACAUAACUGGGUCGGCGGAGGACUCGACGCUUAUCUCUACCACGUCACCCCAACUAUUGUGGUAAAAACCGUUCGUCGCGACCGAACCCCUAAAGAAAAGGCAGCGGAGCAUCCUUUCCUCAAAGAGAUCGCGUUCUACAAACGUCUUAAUGAGUGCCAGGAUCGAUGCCCGGAUAUUAAGGCAAUCGCCCCUCGCUUCUAUGAACGCCAGGAGCGAGAGAAAGGAAGAAAUGGGUUUCACGGGCGUCUUAUUAAGGUUAAGGAGUACGAGGAUCCUGCUCUCAUCGCUCGGUGGAUACACCAAAUCACCUCUGCUCUUGAGUAUGUGGAGAAAAUGGGCUUUUGUCACAAUGAUCUGCAUGCAAGCAACUGUCUUCUUGACCGGAACUUCAACUUGAAGCUGGCUGACUUUGGUCGUGCUACCACCAUUGGACAGCCGCUUGAAGGUACCUUGCCUCCACGGGCCAAACCAAUACUUGCUGGGCCAUUGAAAGGUACGUACGGUCUCUGCUCUACCAGAACUGAACAGUUUGCGGUUGGGACACUUCUAUACUUCAUGGUGUAUGGCCAUGAACCCUAUGACGACAUUAUCCUCAGCGCCGCGGAAUGGGAUCGCCGAUUUGGGGAAAUGGAGUUUCCAGAACAGAGCCGCAAUGAAGUUUUUGAUGGUCUUAUUGCUGCUUGUUGGCACAAUGUCUAUCCUACAAUGGCCUUGCUAGCGUACGACUUCAAGCGCAAGACAAAGGAUAUGACCGGGAAUGCAGAAUAUAUCUUCAUUGACUCUGAUAAAGACAAAGACCUGUGA